AUGGCUCGUACCAAGCAGACAGCCCGCAAGUCCACCGGCGGCAAGGCGCCCCGCAAGCAGCUGGCCACCAAAGCUGCCCGCAAGAGCGCCCCGGCCACCGGCGGCGUGAAGAAGCCCCACCGCUACCGGCCCGGCACCGUGGCGCUGCGCGAGAUCAGGCGCUACCAGAAGUCCACCGAGCUGCUGAUCCGCAAGCUGCCUUUCCAGCGGCUGGUGCGCGAGAUCGCGCAGGACUUCAAGACCGACCUGCGCUUCCAGAGCUCGGCCGUCAUGGCGCUGCAGGAGGCGUGCGAGGCCUACCUGGUGGGGCUGUUUGAGGACACCAACCUGUGCGCCAUCCAUGCCAAACGUGUCACCAUCAUGCCCAAGGACAUCCAGCUGGCCCGCCGCAUCCGCGGGGAGAGGGCGCUGGUGUUCUUGGUGACAGCCUUGGUGCCCUUCGACACAGCAUGUUUGUCCAGCUCCCCAAGCCAGCAGCAGACACACGACCUUCUGGGUCUAGCGUUUGUUGUAUUGCGCCAGGAGCAACAUGUGCUUGGAGAUAUCAUUGAUAAUGAUGCCCACAGCCUUGUACAUGAUGCUGGUGUUGGGGUGCACCUGAACAUGGCCCGAACCAAGCAGACAGCCCGCAAGUCCACCGGCGGCAAGGCGCCCCGCAAGCAGCUGGCCACUAAAGCUGCCCGCAAGAGCGCCCCGGCCACCGGCGGCGUGAAGAAGCCCCACCGCUACCGGCCCGGCACCGUGGCGCUGCGCGAGAUCAGGCGCUACCAGAAGUCCACCGAGCUGCUGAUCCGCAAGCUGCCUUUCCAGCGGCUGGUGCGCGAGAUCGCGCAGGACUUCAAGACCGACCUGCGCUUCCAGAGCUCGGCGGUCAUGGCGCUGCAGGAGGCGUGCGAGGCCUACCUGGUGGGGCUGUUUGAGGACACCAACCUGUGCGCCAUCCAUGCCAAGCGCGUCACCAUCAUGCCCAAGGACAUCCAGCUGGCCCGCCGCAUCCGCGGGGAGAGGGCGUAAAUUGUCUUCCCAAGUGACUACUGACUUUGAAACCAAAGGCUCUUCUCAGAGCCAACUAUAUUUUCUGUGAAAGAUGCUGUGAUUGGUGAUAAGAAACGAACUUAACGUGCUCAACUGGCAAGCUUUUGGUGGCUUUCUUUGAAUUCUCCAUUUUUGUGUGCCCCAGGAAAGGCUGGAGUUUAUGAAGACCUAAGCUGUCUCCACGCAGCUUACGCCCUGCUUUUUUUUUUUUUUUUUUUUUUGCGCUGGUAGCCUUUGCUUGUCGCUCUGCCUUAACUACCUUUUCGACUUUCUUGGCUCCCGCAAGCUCUCCUGGCUGCCUCUCCGCGGUUUAGUCGUAAGUUUGGUGUGACCUUCCUCAUCUUUUUCUUACUUGGCGUGCCACGUUUCUGGUCCUUACGGCCUUAGGUUUUCCCCGAGCCUUCCUAGAACUUGAAGGAGACCGAGGUUCCCGUGACUUUGGUCUCCUAAAAUUAGGUUGCCUUUGCUCACCAGAUUUCUUAGGCCCAGCUUGAUGGCUUACUCUUGUUGCUGGCUGUCUCCAGCUCCUACCUUCGACAGGAAAUCCCCCUGCGCCAACAUUUAGGUCUCUGACACUGGGGGACCGGUCUUGGGCCCUCCCUCCCCCACCCGCCCCCCACCCCCGCGUAUUUGGCGGCCUUAUUUACCCGGGUUUUCUUUGCAAGGUUGGAGCCCUGGUGGGGCAGUGGUUAAGCAGUCAGCUGUUAACAGAAAGGUCAGCAGUUCGAAUCCACCAGCGGUUCCAGAGAUGUGGCAGUCGGCUUCCUUAAAGAUGUACAGCCUUGGAAAUCCUAGGAAGAGAUUGUACAUGUCGUGCAGGGUCGCCAGGGUCGCUAUGAGUCGGAAUUGACACAGUUGGGCUUUUUGUUUGUUUUCGUUUUUUGAGGGGGGAGGGGGGAGUUCUUUGCAAGGGCGGAGGCUGCAGAUGUCAAAAACAGGCCUGAGUGUGGAUGAAGAACGCAGGAAUCAUAAGCCCAACUUCUUAGCUGACACCCUCCAGGGAAACUAAACUUUCCCAAAUACCCCCAUUUUAAUCCCUAAAUCAGGUGACAUUAAAAAAAAAAAAAAUUGCCUCGAGUCCAA
Molecule: messenger RNA, 2118 nt
Organism: Loxodonta africana (African savanna elephant)
Lineage: Eukaryota; Metazoa; Chordata; Mammalia; Proboscidea; Elephantidae
Exons: 3
Coding region: 1-1014 (337 amino acids)
Cellular component (GO): nucleosome
Molecular function (GO): protein heterodimerization activity; structural constituent of chromatin; DNA binding
Source: RefSeq, a predicted model, not a curated record